UAGCUGCUGCACUAUUUAGGGUAAAGGUCGCUGUGUUGUCAGGGUUUUAUAUUCUGCACGGACUACUAUUCAUCAGUGCAGAAAGAACAUAUCGGCCAAAGACUUUUAUCCUGACACUGGUGGUUUGUUGAUUCUGCAUCAUGGCUCUUCUCAGAGGUGUAUUUGUUGUAGCUGCCAAGCGCACUCCGUUUGGUACCUAUGGUGGCGUGCUAAAGGAUCACAGUGCAACAGACUUAGCUGAGCAUGCAGCCAAAGCCGCCCUCGCUGCAGGAGGCGUGGCACCAGAAUUAGUAAACAGUGUCAUCAUGGGAAAUGUCAUGCAGAGCUCAGCUGAUGCAGCCUACAUUGCUCGUCAUGUGGGUCUGAGGUGUGGUGUACCCAUCCCAGUGCCUGCUCUCACUGUGAAUAGACUGUGUGGAUCUGGUUUCCAGUCCAUCAUCAAUGGCGCUCAAGAGAUUUGCCUCAGGGAGUCAGAGGUGGUCCUGUGCGGAGGCUCAGAGAGUAUGAGUCAGGCCCCGUACGCUGUUCGCAACAUACGAUUUGGUACAAGGUUUGGAGUCGAUCUCAAGCUAGAGGACACGUUGUGGGCGGGUCUGACUGACCUUCACGUCAAAAUCCCAAUGGGCAUCACAGCAGAAAACCUGGCAGAGAAAUACCAGAUCACACGAGAAGAAGUGGAUAACUAUGCUUACCAGACGCAGCAAAAGUGGAAAGCAGCUCAUGAGGCUGGUUACUACACAGCAGAAAUUGCUCCCAUUGAUGUGAAAGCUAGGAAAGGCAAGGUGUCCAUGGCUCAGGAUGAACACCCUCGUCCACAGACUACACUAGAACAGAUGGCCAAACUAGCUCCUGUCUUCAAGAAGGGAGGGACUGUUACUGCUGCCAAUGCUUCGGGUGUAUCUGAUGGCGCUGCUGCUGUAGUGAUUGCAAGUGAAGAUGCGCUGAAUGAACACAAGCUCACUCCACUGGCCAGAAUUGUGGCCUAUCAUGUGUCGGGCUGUGACCCGAGCAUUAUGGGAAUUGGUCCUGUUCCAGCAAUCACAGAAGCUCUUAAAAAAGCCGGUCUGACUCUCAACGACAUGGAUCUUGUGGAGGUGAACGAAGCUUUUGCCGCUCAAUAUUUGGCUGUUGCUAAGGCUCUUGGACUGGAUCCAGCGAAAACAAACGUUAACAGUGGAGCUAUUGCCAUCGGACAUCCUCUCGGUGCUUCUGGAGGACGUAUUACUGCCCAUCUGGUUCAUGAGCUCAGGCGACGAGGAGGCAAGUACGCCGUUGGCUCUGCCUGCAUCGGUGGUGGUCAGGGCAUCGCCAUCAUCCUCGAAAAGUACUGACCGACUAAGCUGCCAAUAUCAGAGGAUUUCCUGUGGAAGAAUGUCUUGCACCACCGUCCACUCGCAUAAAAUAAAACAAGUGGUAAAAAAAAGAGAUGAACCCUAACCUCCACAUACUGUAAAAAUUGCAAAUGUUUUUUUAAUAUUUCCCCUGGCACACAAAGAGAACUCAAGAUUAUUGUUGUGCUGCUUAGUCUUGUUACUCCUUUGAGAGGCUAUUUAUACUAACAUAUUCUAAUGAAUGUUUCAGUCUAGUGUUGCCUUGGGAGACCUGUGAAGAUAACUCAUGUUUCUGUGGUUGUUGCUCCAGAGUGCAAUAGACAGUUUGUAUAUGUGCCUGGGUCACAGAGCUUGGUCACAUGUGCAGCAUAUUAUUGACUCCAUAAAGUACAGUUUGUGUUGGGUUAUAGUAAGGUUUAAAAGCAACCUGGACUGUGAUGCCUUAAAAUGUUCUCUGUCACUCCAUUAUCAUGGAUCUGUAAUUCCAGAAAAUAUGUCUGACCUGUGAUUGCUCCAGCACAAACUGAUUUUGUAUUUGUGUCAGAAUCUCAAUAAAUAACAUUUUCAAAAUAAC
Messenger RNA from Cottoperca gobio, 1905 nucleotides. It is a transcript of the gene acaa2, whose product is annotated as acetyl-CoA acyltransferase 2. The transcript has 10 exons. The coding region runs from base 141 to 1331 and encodes 396 amino acids. The record is from RefSeq and is a predicted model, not a curated record. Lineage: Eukaryota; Metazoa; Chordata; Actinopteri; Perciformes; Bovichtidae. Gene Ontology annotation, biological process: fatty acid beta-oxidation. Gene Ontology annotation, molecular function: acetyl-CoA C-acetyltransferase activity. Gene Ontology annotation, cellular component: mitochondrion.